Dacryopinax primogenitus is the source of this 503-nucleotide messenger RNA. RefSeq lists its product as uncharacterized. NCBI's taxonomy places the organism in Eukaryota, Fungi, Basidiomycota, Dacrymycetes, Dacrymycetales, Dacrymycetaceae. The transcript is spliced from 2 exons. The annotation marks the transcript as partial. The record is from RefSeq and is a predicted model, not a curated record.
GACCUCUGGCUUGACUCAAUCGUCAUCUGGCCCGUCGCCCAUCAGGUCGUCAUUGCGAAUCACUCGCAUCAUAUUAUGGGAUGUGUGAGUAGGGAAGAGUUUGCUGCAGUGAAGGAGGAGAACGAACGGCUAAGGGGGAUGUUGCAGACGCUAAGCUCAAGGAUGGAGUUGCUAGAACGCAGUGAAGACUCUAAUAGCUUUUCUCGUGAUACAACCCUCGCUUCUCCCAUCCUCCCCACCUCACCGCUCGGAUCCCAUCACAGCCGUUCGCCAGACCAUGUCCUCAAGACACAAGACAGUGCCUUCGGCCCUUCAUUUUCUCCCUCGUCGUCCUCCCUCCUGACAGCCGCCUCCGCACUCGAAAACUCUCGUGCCUACACAGACCGCUCCAUCCUAGCUUUCGGCCGUGCUCUCUCUACCGAACUCAACCUCGCGAUCCACAAAGUUGACACAGACCUCACGUCGUUCCAAAUCGAAGAGUCAGCACGGGUGGACAAGCUGCA